CGGAGAGCGGCCGCUCCGCCGCUGCCCGCGGCCCAGGUUUUACCAAGAGACAGUACAUCUAACACUUAACUUGGAUCAUCUCUUGUUCAUCAGCUUGAAAAUCAUAACAGCCCCCAAAACUGACAUUUGAUCUGAAAGAAAAAGCUGUGACAAAUGGACAAUAUGUCUAUUACUAACACGCCAACAAGUAAUGAUGCUUGUCUGAGCAUUGUUCACAGCUUGAUGUGCCAUCGACAAGGUGGAGAGAGUGAAACUUUUGCAAAACGCGCAAUUGAAAGUUUAGUUAAAAAGCUAAAGGAGAAAAAAGAUGAAUUGGAUUCUUUGAUUACAGCUAUAACCACAAAUGGAGCUCAUCCUAGCAAGUGUGUUACAAUACAGAGAACGCUGGAUGGGAGGCUUCAGGUGGCUGGUCGCAAGGGAUUCCCUCAUGUGAUUUACGCUCGUCUUUGGAGGUGGCCUGAUCUUCAUAAAAAUGAACUCAAGCAUGUUAAAUAUUGUCAGUAUGCUUUUGACUUAAAAUGUGACAGUGUCUGUGUAAAUCCUUACCAUUAUGAGCGUGUAGUAUCGCCUGGCAUCGAUCUCUCAGGACUGACACUACAGAGUUCUGCUCCAUCGAGCAUGUUGGUGAAGGACGAAUACGUUCAUGACUACGAGGGGCAGCCAUCAUUGUCUUCUGCCGAAGGCCAUUCAGUCCAAACCAUCCAGCAUCCACCAAGUAACAGGGCAUCUACAGAGCCUUAUAGCACCCCAGCCAUGUUAGCUCCUACUGAGGCUAGCACUACCAGCACCACUAAUUUUCCCAACAUUCCUGUGGCUUCAACAAGUCAACCUACCAGUAUAUUGACAGGUAGCCAUAGUGAUGGACUCUUACAGAUUGCUUCAGGGCCUCAGCCAGGAACUCAGCAGAAUGGGUUUACAGCUCAGCCAGCUACUUACCAUCACAACAGUACUACAACUUGGACUGGAAGUCGGACAGCAGCCUACACACCUACCAUACCUCACCACCAGAAUGGCCAUCUUCAGCAUCAUCCACCUAUGCAUCCUGGACAUUACUGGCCAGUUCACAAUGAACUUGCAUUCCAGCCUCCUAUAUCAAAUCAUCCUGCUCCAGAAUAUUGGUGUUCAAUCGCAUAUUUUGAAAUGGAUGUGCAAGUUGGGGAAACGUUUAAGGUCCCUUCAAGCUGUCCAAUUGUUACUGUUGAUGGAUACGUGGAUCCUUCUGGAGGAGACCGUUUUUGCCUGGGUCAGCUUUCCAACGUGCAUAGAACAGAAGCCAUUGAGAGAGCAAGGUUGCACAUAGGUAAAGGGGUGCAGCUGGAGUGCAAAGGAGAAGGUGACGUGUGGGUUAGAUGCCUCAGUGACCAUGCGGUCUUCGUUCAGAGUUACUACCUGGACAGAGAAGCAGGGCGUGCACCAGGGGAUGCUGUUCACAAGAUUUACCCAAGUGCAUAUAUAAAGGUGUUUGAUUUACGCCAAUGUCAUCGUCAGAUGCAACAGCAGGCGGCCACUGCCCAAGCUGCUGCUGCUGCUCAAGCUGCAGCAGUAGCCGGAAACAUCCCUGGACCAGGAUCAGUAGGUGGAAUAGCCCCAGCCAUUAGUUUGUCAGCUGCUGCUGGAAUUGGUGUAGAUGACCUUCGCCGCUUAUGCAUACUCAGGAUGAGUUUUGUAAAAGGUUGGGGACCUGAUUACCCAAGACAGAGCAUCAAAGAGACACCGUGCUGGAUUGAAAUUCACUUACACCGUGCCCUCCAGCUUCUCGAUGAAGUACUUCAUACCAUGCCUAUUGCAGACCCACAACCUUUAGACUGAGAUCCCUCUGCUGCACUGCUGUGGGCCAUUAUAUCGUGAGGAUGGUGGAUUGUAAAAUACAAUUCUGUUUAUAACCUGAAGAUAUAUUUUACUUUUGUUCUGCUUAAUCUUCUAAAACCAGGUUUUAAAAAUGUGUUUGCCGCCUUGCUCUUAGCAGAAAGAAACUGAACAUGCAGAAUUUGGAUUUCAGUUAUUUUCAGAACUUAAUUGUCGUAAUACAUGGCUCAGGGCUUAAAGUGAAAGGUAAAAGCCUUAUAGAGACUUUACAGUAUUGGGUUUGUUCCCUUUGAAACUUUCCUUCUCUAUUGUGGCAUCUUGGUGAUAAGCCUCACAGGAGCCUUUUGUAUGCAGAAUAUAUAUUAUAUAUAUAUUUAUAUCUGAAAAUUCCUUCUAAUAGUUAUAAACAUUUACCUUGUAGCAACUUUAAAAUUCCAACUGAUUUGUGACGUUCUUUUUAGGGAACAACAGUUAACGGAAGACUCCUUUAUUUUGUUGACUAUCUUGUUAUGAUUUUUCCAGAUUAAAACAUAGAAGCUGCCAAAAAGUGAGGGAUGAGACAUACAUUGUUGGCAUUGAUUAAAAAUAGCGAGGAAAAGAAAUGUGGCUUUUCCUUCACUAGUUUUUAAAAAAGAUAUCUUAGAUUUUUAUUUAUAUAGACAUGUGAGUUUUAAAACACUAAAGGAAAUGGAUACUUUCAGUGCUGGCACUCAAUUUAAAUAUAACAUGAAAUACCCAGUCUGCAAAGUUGCCACUGAAAUUGCAUAAUGAGUACCUAAUGGCAGGAACAUAUUUUCAUAACUACUACUGACUUCUAUGAUUUUACUCAAGUAAAACUUGGCAGGUAUUUUAAAAAGUUGCAUGACUCUUUUUACUUGCAUCUACCAUUAAAUCAUGUAUAAUAUUACAUCAAUAUUUAGGAUCCAGUUUUUGUAUCUGUUCACCAUUUCCACUCAGGGCAAGAUGGCAAACUUGUUUUUAUACCUCUCGGUUAUUUUAAGCCCUAUGCCAUCAAUGACCGUAUCAAUUGGCAAUGACUUUGUAUAGAGAAUUUAUAGUAGAAAAAAUGCAAAUGUAUUUACUGUAUCACAGAUACAAUAUGUAUGCUUUCUCUCUAGUUAAUAGUAUAAAUAAAAUUAUGAAAACCCUGA
Molecule: messenger RNA, 2957 nt
Organism: Gavia stellata (red-throated loon)
Lineage: Eukaryota; Metazoa; Chordata; Aves; Gaviiformes; Gaviidae
Gene: SMAD4
Product: SMAD family member 4
Exons: 12
Coding region: 154-1809 (551 amino acids)
Biological process (GO): SMAD protein signal transduction; anatomical structure morphogenesis; BMP signaling pathway
Cellular component (GO): heteromeric SMAD protein complex
Molecular function (GO): I-SMAD binding; DNA-binding transcription factor activity, RNA polymerase II-specific; RNA polymerase II cis-regulatory region sequence-specific DNA binding
Source: RefSeq, a predicted model, not a curated record